GGUAAUGCAAUUAUGGAAGUCGCAAGGAACAAAGGCUCAACAUGGUGGUACACACCUCACAUGGCUGCAGCAUCUCGUGCCAUAACCGAACGGAUCCCAUUGGUUGAUAUUCUCCUUGAAGUCAGAGAUGCUCGGGUAUGUAUAAACCCUAUCCUUCAUGAAUCUUUUCCUUUAAAUUGUUGCCGCUACAUGUUUGAUUAAACGUCAGAUCAAGCUUGCUAGUAUUACUCCGUAAAACACUUUGUUUGGUGAUGUGGUCUUUGAAUAAUAUAUUAUGUUUGUGAAUAAGCUAUUUAUUCUUUUAGACAUGUGUCCUCUUGUCAACAAGUGUUGACUUCGCAUGAAUCCAUCCUGCAUGAUCUGUUCAUAUCAAUUAUGAAAAAUUGGGAAGUUCGGCUUUGUGUGGUGCGGUUUGUGGGUUGGAGUUCAGCAUAUCAAGAAGUAUGCACCAGUUCUGUGAUAGACCAUUACUAUUGGCCUCUUUUGGUAGAUAACCAGCUAUUCAUUAUCAUCCAGGGCCUUUUUCUAUGUUGAUUUGAAGUAUCAAAACAAAUACACAAGUGUAUAUAGAAUGAGCAUAAAGAAAUUAAAAAAAAAAAGAGGAAAAGUAACAUCAUUGCUAGAUAUAUUGAUAUAAUUGUCAAGUUCCUAAAGGUUGACCGAGUAGUUCAGGCUAUUAGUAGAAACCUGAAGGCUCAAGGCUUGAAUCUCAGCUACAACACUCGUGGUGAGCCCAUCUUCUCCAUCCUUGAUGGAUUGGUGCUCGACACCUGUGCUUGUGGAUUGUAGCUGACUGCUUGGUGUAUUUAGUAGAAGAUUAUGCAAGUUGGCUCAAACACCACCACCAAUUCACCACAAGAAUAACAACCCAGUGUAAUCUCACAAGUGGGGUCUGGAGAGGCUGGUGUAUAGUGUACGCAAACCUUACCCCUACCUUGUGAAGGCCUCAAACACCACCAUCAUGUAUGAAAUUGAAAACUUGGCAAAAUUGUCAAUGGCAUUCAUGAUUCCUUUAUCAUCAGCAUGUGAGCUAAUUAAGCAUCAUUUGCCUUCCUCAAGGCGCAUUAUAAUUCUGAACAAGACAGAUUUAGCAAAUCACAUUCAAUUAAAGGAAUGGCUGAAAUACUUUGAGGAACAAAAGUCUCUUGUUUUUGGAGUCAAUUCCCAUAAUAAGGAUAACAUCAAAGAGUUACUGAACUUUCUGCGAGCCAGAGUUCGAGAAUUAUCAAAGGUUGGUCAUGGGGAUCAGACAAUCACAUUAAUGCUUGUUGGCAUUCCUAAUGUUGGGAAGUCUGCCCUUGCCAACUCAUUGCAUCAAAUUGGAAGGAUCAGUGCAGCAGAGAAAGGAAGACUAAAGCAUGCCAUAGUGAGUCCUCAUCCAGGAGAGACAAAAAAUAUUAGUGGAUUGAAGAUCGCUAGCCAUCCUAGUAUUUAUGUGUUAGACACCCCUGGUGUUUUCCCGGCUGAGAUUCUCGAUGCAGAGGUGUGCUCCAAUCUAGCUUUAACAGGUGCUAUCAGAGAUUGCUUGGUCGGGGAAGUGGAUCUUGCGGAAUAUUUUCUAUCCAUCUUUAACGUGAGUAAUGAAUAUAAGAAAUGGGCCAACUUGUCAUUAUCAGGAACUGAUGAUUGUUCUGAGUUAGAGAGAAGACAGAAGAGACAAUAUAUAACAGAUCACACACAGGACUUCAUUGUGAACAAAGUUCGAAGAACACUUUUUGAAGUAGUUUCGUCUUUCAAUGGCAAUCUACACGAUGAGGAAAUUAUGUCACGGCUCAUCAAAUCAGAAUUUGCUGUUCUUCGCGAUGCUUUUAAUUUACCUCCUGAUUCGGAUGAUUAUGUUCGUAAAGUGGCUGCUAAGUUGCUUAAUCUGUAUCGUACUGGAAGGCUUGGUCAUUAUACUCUAGACCUUGCUCCAAAUAAUAACUAAGGAGAAGUCUUAUACGCGAGUCAUGACAGUCUUGGUUGAGGUGUCUAAAUGAAAGACGUGACAACUUUAGGGGACUGUCUAUGUAUUCGACUACUUUGGUUUGAGAAUUGUAAUGGAUGGGUAACCUGAUAAGAUAAUAUACAAGUCAGCUAUGGAAAUGGCUUCUGUUGUGGAUACUCCGAUUGUGUUGCUAUAGGGGACUCCCUUCACUGUAAUAUCAAAGGCGCAAAUGCAGCUGGAAUUGCAUCAGCGUUUAUUACAGGCUGAAUACAUGCUGCUGAACUUGGACUUGGCAAUUUCGGGUAAGUCAGGGAUGAUGGUACUGCUGUACAUACUCUUGCCUUGAAAAACAAUGCAUAUCCUACAUAUGUAGUCCCUCCAUUUACAUGGUGAAGAAUGCAGUAUUCACUUUGUACCUCUUUUGAUUUUGGUGUUAACCAUUGUGCUUUAUCUUGAACCAUUUUAUCUUGGUGGAAUACAAGGAUUGUUAUGAUCAAGUUUUAAAUUA
Messenger RNA from Solanum pennellii, 2435 nucleotides. RefSeq names its product DAR GTPase 2, mitochondrial. Gene Ontology annotation, molecular function: GTP binding; GTPase activity. NCBI's taxonomy places the organism in Eukaryota, Viridiplantae, Streptophyta, Magnoliopsida, Solanales, Solanaceae. Gene Ontology annotation, cellular component: mitochondrion. Bases 962 to 1927 code for a protein of 321 amino acids. The transcript has 8 exons. The record is from RefSeq and is a predicted model, not a curated record.